Messenger RNA from Cricetulus griseus (Chinese hamster), 2026 nucleotides. NCBI's taxonomy places the organism in Eukaryota, Metazoa, Chordata, Mammalia, Rodentia, Cricetidae. The record is from RefSeq and is a predicted model, not a curated record.
ACUGACAUUUCAUAAUGGGAAAUGGGAGAGGCGUGGAGAGUCAUUUCCUGAUCUUGUUUGGCACAGAGAGGAAGAACAGUGUGUUUCAAUGUCCCCUGGUUUAAAAAAAAAAAGUGUAGGAAGGGUGUUCAUUUUCAUUGAGAAGAAGAAACUGAAAACUCUAGAGGUUAAACAACUAGGAAGAGUUGUCUAUCUAUCUAUUUAUUUAUUUUAUAAGCCAUGGAGCCAGUUAUGAUUACUAAGUUCCAAGUGGGUGUUGCAUGUUUGGUGGGAGGCUGGACUAUGUGAUAUUUAGGACUCUCCUUCAGACUGGCUCCAAGACUCCAGCCCAGCGAUGCCUCCUGGUCUCUGGCAGAGAUGCUUCUGGUGGUGGGGACUGCUUUUCUGGCUCAGCUUUGGAAGCUCAGGGAAUGUACCUCCUACCACCCAGCCAAAGUGCACUGACUUCCAGAAUGCCAGCUUCCUCCGAGGCACCAACCUCAGAGUCCAGUUUCUCUUCUUUACCCCUUCGGACCCUAGCUGUGGGCAGCUGGUAGAAGAGAGCAGUGACAUCCAAAACUCUGAGUUCAACGUCAGUCUGGGAACUAAACUAAUUAUUCAUGGAUUCAGGGCUUUAGGAACAAAGCCUUCUUGGAUUGACAAGUUUAUUAGAGCUCUCUUGCGGGCAACAGAUGCCAAUGUGAUUGCAGUGGACUGGGUUUACGGCUCUACAGGCAACUACCUCUUUGCUGUGGAGAAUGUGGUCAAGUUGAGCCUGGAGAUCUCCCGAUUCCUCAGCAAACUUUUGGAGCUGGGUGUGUCUGAAUCCUCAAUCCACAUCAUUGGUGUUAGUCUGGGGGCUCAUGUUGGAGGCAUGGUGGGACAUUUCUACAAAGGCCAGUUGGGACGGAUCACAGGUCUAGAUCCUGCCGGACCAGAGUACACCAGAGCCAGCCUGGAGGAACGCUUGGAUGCUGGCGAUGCCCUCUUUGUGGAAGCCAUCCACACAGACACUGACUAUUUGGGUAUCCGGAUUCCUGUGGGACAUGUGGACUACUUUGUCAAUGGAGGUCAAGACCAGCCUGGAUGUCCCACGUUUUUUCACGCAGGUUACAGUUACCUGAUCUGUGAUCACAUGAGGGCUGUGCAUCUGUACAUCAGUGCUCUGGAGAACACCUGCCCACUGAUGGCCUUUCCCUGUGCCAGCUACAAGGCUUUCCUGGCUGGAGAUUGUCUGGAUUGCUUUAACCCAUUCCUGCUCUCCUGUCCAAGGAUUGGACUGGUAGAACAAGGUGGUGUCAAGAUUAAGCCACUCCCCAAGGAAGUGAGAGUGUAUCUCCUGACUACAGCCAGGGCCCCGUACUGUGUGCAUCACAGCCUCGUGGAGUUUUAUUUGAAGGAGAAGAGAAAAAAGGAUACCAGCAUCGAGGUCACCUUUCUUAGCAACAAUAUUACUUCCUCAGUCACGAUCACCAUACCUAAACAGCAACUUGAAGGGCGAGGAGUCAUUGGCCACCCUAACCCACCGUGCCAGAUAAACCUAGUGAAGCUCAAGUUCCAAGUUCCUAGCCGGGUUUGGAAAAAAGACAGGACUACCAUUAUUGGGACUUUCUGUACUGCCCCUCUGCCGGUCAAUGACAGCAAGAAGACAGUCUGCAUACCUGAGCCAGUGAGUCUGCAAGCAAGCAUGCCUGUUUUUCAGGACCUGAAAAUAGCCUGUGCAUAGCCCAAGCCUACGCAGGAGGCAGUGGCCUGGAUUUUUCUGAGGGCAGUGUGGCAAGAGAUACGUUCAUGGGCACUUUAGUCCACUCCAUUCCUACUAAGGGGAAGGUCAAAUUCUUGGUGGUUUUCCCCACAAGUAGUGACUGUUGAGGGGACAGAUGACUCAUUUUACAGAACUUGAUCUCCAUUACCAACUUACAAAGUUUUACAUAGAUACAUUUCAGCUUCCCUGUUUCUAAACAACUGCCAUUGUCUCAUAUCCUUAAGUAUUUAUACUUAGGAUUUAAUGGAAAACAUAUGCAGAAAAAUAAACUAUCAUUGUGAA